UUCGUCAGUGAGAUACGCAUGAGUGCAUGUCUCGUCCGCAUCUUGAUUUGAUACCCCGCACUAUCCUUGACCAGAGCUGUGAGGCAAGCUGUAAGCUUGUUGUCCGUACUCCCUGGAUCUGACUGUCCUUGUUAAUUUUCAUCCUCAUUCUUAUUACAAGCUGCAAUUCGACAUCGCAUCGUGGCCAGCUUACCAUGAGCAACAAGUCACCGUCCCCGCCAGUGGGUGGUGCUGGUACUGGAGUCAACCCUGAGGCAGGACAUAUUAGAGUGGACAGCGAGUUUGCCAGGCUGGAUGCCGAUAAUGACUCCGCCACCGGCGACAGCGUGGGCUAUCCGAGCACCACCACGUCCAUCGGGUCCACGAUUCUAGAAUACCGAAAGCUACACGGGCGUACCUACCACAACUUCGAGGGCGCAGAAUACUGGGGACCAAAUGAUGAUAAGCAGAACGAGGGCCUCGAUAUAGCGCACCAUAUGAUGUAUCUUGCGUUUGACAACAAGCUGUACCUCGCCCCGCUAGAGAACCCGCAGAAGGUCUUGGACGUGGGCACUGGGACGGGUAUCUGGGCUAUCGACUUUGCCGAUCAGUUCCCGUCAGCCGAGGUAAUAGGAACCGACUUGUCGCCAAUCCAGCCGUCGUGGGUGCCGCCCAACUGCAGGUUCGAGCUGGACAACUGCGAGUUGCCCUGGACGUACCCAGAUAACUCGCUCGACUACAUCCACAUUCGGGGCUUGGUGGGCUGCGUCAAGGACUGGGUUACGCUAUACCGCGAGUGCUUACGAUGCUUAAAGCCAGGCGGGUGGUUGGAACAACAGGAGUUUGCCCUGCCCAUCGCAGCCAACGAGGGAUCGCUGCCGGACGACUGCGUGUGGCACGACUGGGGUAAAGUCUUCCAGGAGGCUGGCAAGAGGACCGGCCGGACGUUCGAGGUGACAGGAGACUGGGAAGACUGGAUACGGGAGGCCGGGUUUGGCGGCGUCAUACAUACUGACUCGGUCAAGCUGCCCAUCGGCGGCUGGCCCCUGGAGAAGAAGUGGAGGGAGGUUGGCUUGUUCAACCGGUUGGGCCUUGAGCAGGGGCUCGAGGGUUUUGCGUCCUUCUUGUGCACCCAGGUUCUCGGCUGGCAGGAUGUUGAGGUAGCUGUCAUGCUGGCUAGGGUGCGGCAAACCAUGAAGGAUAAGUCGAUCCACGCAUACUAUCCCCUAAAAACUGUCUAUACACAGAAGCCACUAGCUUGAUAAUGCUGUCAGUAUGGGGCAUUAUGGCCGCCACACAAAUUAUGCGUUUCCACAUCCAAAUUCCCAUAGCCGUCGACAUUUGCAGCAGGUGGUUGGUUUGGCUCGGGGGUGUGGCUGCCGGGGGCCUGUCUGGUUCGGUCUAGUGCUGCUACCCACGCCGUGACCGUUGCAGAAUCCCACGUCUUUUGCCCCACCAAAAAUGACACGUCCUCUUAUGGCUUUCAGUGAUUCGACCACAGCGUAGUAACUCCCCGGGGUUAUAUGUAGAUCGAAUCCGCUUAGUGGGGGUUGGUGGCCCAACCGCGGAC
Phialemonium atrogriseum is the source of this 1549-nucleotide messenger RNA. Its product is annotated as S-adenosyl-L-methionine-dependent methyltransferase. The transcript is spliced from 7 exons. Gene Ontology annotation, molecular function: methyltransferase activity. Bases 195 to 1241 code for a protein of 348 amino acids. Lineage: Eukaryota; Fungi; Ascomycota; Sordariomycetes; Cephalothecales; Cephalothecaceae. The record is from RefSeq and is a predicted model, not a curated record.